Molecule: messenger RNA, 2511 nt
Organism: Darwinula stevensoni
Lineage: Eukaryota; Metazoa; Arthropoda; Ostracoda; Podocopida; Darwinulidae
Source: the annotation of a GenBank genome assembly
AUGAAUGGUGAAGAAUAUCUACUGAAUCUCAUUGAUUCCCCUGGACAUGUUGACUUCACAUCUGAGGUCUCAACAGCUGUUCGGCUGUGUGAUGGUGCACUUGUGCUUGUGGAUGUGGUAGAAGGUAUCUGUCCUCAGACAGUUGCAUCCCUGAGGCAAGCAUGGCAGGAAGACAUCCGACCCAUUCUCAUAUUGAAUAAGUUGGAUCGUCUCAUUACUGAGAUGAAGCUCAGCCCUCUUGAUGCAUACAUGCACCUGGCUCGAAUCCUAGAACAAGUGAAUGCUGUUAUGGGAGAGCUGUUUGCAAGCGAUGUGAUGGAGCAAGAAACCAAGGGAGAAGAAUGGACCUCUCUCUUGGAGGAAGCAGAUGAUUCCUCAGUUUGCUUUUCUCCUGAAGCUGGGAAUGUCAUCUUUGCCUCUGCUCUCAAUGGCUGGGGUUUCAGUUUAACUCAUUUUGCUACCGCAAUUGGGGGCAAACUGGGCCUGAAUGCUCAAAACCUGGAGAGAGUGCUGUGGGGUGAUUAUUAUGUGAAUAUGAAAACAAAACAUAUCAUGAAAGGAGCUCAGUCGAAAGCCAAGAAGCCUCUCUUUGUCCAGUUAGUUCUAGAGAACCUCUGGAAAGUGUAUGAAGCCACACUUCUCACUAGAGAUCCCCAGUCCACAGAGAAGAUCAUUGCAACCUUGGGCCUUAAGAUCCCAGCCAGGGAUCUACGACAUUCUGAUCCUCGGGUCCAGCUCCAGGCAAUUAUGAACCGUUGGCUCCCUCUUGCCUCAGCUGUCAUGGACCAAGCAGUAAAGAAGCUGCCUAGUCCUGAGGGGAUGAGUGAGAAGCGGGCAGAGCACCUCAUGUGCUCCCGCCUCCAAUCAUUUGACUCACUACCGCCUGAGACACGGGAACUCAGGGAUGCCUUUCUGGCUUGCUCCAAAAAUUCUCAAAACAGCCCUGUUAUUGCUUUCAUCUCCAAGAUGAUACCGGUUGAGAGAAGUUCAUUGCCUAAGUACAAGGCUCGACCACUGGGAGUGGAGGAACUGGCUCAAAGGAGAGAAGAAGCUCGCAAUAGACAUGCACAAAGGAUCCAGAAUCAAACUCAAACUGGAGAAGGAGAAAAGGAGAUUCCUGAUAACUUAAGUGAUUCACGCAAAGUUGAGAAAGAAGAGGAAUCACAUACCCCAAGCACUGUAUUUGUUGCAUUUGCACGGGUGUUCUCUGGAACCCUUACUCCAGGGCAGAGACUUUAUGUCUUGGGACCAAAGCACAACCCAGCCACUGCACUGCAAAAGUAUAAAGGGGGGAAGGAGGUGGAUGGCAGCAUCACCCUGGAAUCUCUUCACCUAAAGGAACAUGUGACCAUUUGUGAAGUGACUGACCUCUAUCUCUUUAUGGGACGGGAACUGGAGGCACUCUUCUCUGUCCCAGCUGGCAACAUUCUUGGUAUAGGAGGUCUGGAGAAGCAUGUUUUGAAGUCAGCCACACUGACAUCAACUCUUGCAUGCCCAUCGUUUGCUGAAAUUCAGUCUCAGGUUGUCCCCAUCCUCAGGGAUAUGGCAUCCUUUGAGAGAGGUCUUCACCUUCUCAAUCAGGCUGAUGCCUGUGUUGAGGUCUUACUUCAGGAGUCUGGGGAACAUGUGAUUGUUACUGCUGGCCAGGUUCACCUUCAGAGGUGUCUGGAUGACUUGAGAGAACAGUUUGCACGUGUUGAUAUCAAUGCUUCUCCUCCAUUGGUCUCCUUCCGUGAGACCAUUGUGCCUCCUCCCACUGUGGACAUGGUCAAUGAAGCUAUCACUGAAGCUGUCUCCAAUGGCAAGAUGGGGACUGAUGAGGGGAAUGCAAAUCAAGACUUAUCAGGUAGCAUCACCAUGAAGACAUCUAACCGAUUAUGUACAGUGCGAAUCUGUGCAAAGCCUCUCCCUGUACAAGUGACACUAUUGCUUGAACAGAAUGGUGAAAUCCUCAAGGCUUUGGACCAUCAGUGGACCAAGAACCGCAAUGAAGACUUUGAACUCAGUCAGGUGACCAUGGACCGGCUGGCUGAACUGCAGUCUCAACUAGAAACCGCAUUCCAAGAAGCUGGACCUGAUUGGAUUGAUGCUGUUUCCAAGAUAUGGAGUUUUGGGCCACGGCGAUGUGGACCCAACAUUCUGUUAAAUCGAGUUCCUGGUUAUGCAAGUCGUGAAGGUGCAUUUGAGGCACUAAGGACUGGCUCUGUCUCUAGAUUAUGGGAAUAUGACAGUAGCUUUAUAAGUGGAUUCCAGCUGGCCACAUUGAAUGGGCCCAUCUGUGAGGAAUCGAUGAUGGGUGUCUGCUUUGUUGUUGAGGAUUGGAUUCUUGAAUCCCCAUUGCAAAACAACAGUGGGUUAGAGGUUGGAGGGAUUUCACAACCCUAUGGACCGUUUUCGGGUCAGAUCAUGUCAACUGUGAAGGAAUGCUGCCGACGUGCAUUCCAGGCUCAGCCACAACGUCUGAUGAUUCCUAUGUAUUCCUGCACCAUCCAUGUGACGGCCGAAGCCCUU